Sesamum indicum (sesame) is the source of this 930-nucleotide messenger RNA. NCBI's taxonomy places the organism in Eukaryota, Viridiplantae, Streptophyta, Magnoliopsida, Lamiales, Pedaliaceae. The record is from RefSeq and is a predicted model, not a curated record.
GUGUGUUUGUGCAUAUAUAUAUAUGCCAAAUCUUACAGAACUUGUCAUAACUCGACUUUGUUACCUCAUUUCAGGUUGAUAUAGAAAAUGAGCAGCGGAGAACAAUCUCCCAGCCGAGCUCCCAAGCUGAAUGAAAGGAUCCUGUCGUCCUUGUCAAAGAGAUCAGUCAUUGCACAUCCUUGGCAUGACAUUGAAAUUGGAUCUGAAGCGCCCCAUAUUGUCAACUGUGUUGUUGAGAUAACAAAAGGAAGUAAAGUCAAAUACGAACUGGACAAAAAAACAGGCAUGAUAAAGGUAGAUCGAGUUCUGUACUCAUCAGUUGUUUAUCCCCAUAACUAUGGUUUCAUCCCACGCACACUAUGUGAAGACAACGACCCUCUGGAUAUUUUGGUCCUUAUGCAGGAGCCUGUUCUUCCUGGAAGCGUUCUGAGAGCUAAGCCUAUAGGGUUGAUGCCCAUGAUUGACCAAGGCGAAAAAGACGACAAGCUCAUAGCUGUAUGUGCCGACGAUCCAGAAUACAGACACUACACCGACUUCAAACAACUUCCCCCUCAUCGACUUGCUGAAAUCCGACGCUUCUUUGAAGACUAUAAGAAGAAUGAGAAUAAAGAGGUUGCAGUUAACGCAUUCUUGUCUCCUGAAACUGCAUUUGACGUCAUUCAAAAUUCCAUUGAUCUGUAUGCUGAAUAUAUCAUGCAAACACUAAAGCGAUAAGCAUCAAUUACUACAUUCUCUUUGGCGUUUGUGAGACCUAUAAGUUGACGGGAGCAGAAGCUGACAACACGUUCAGAAUUUGCGGCUACUUGAAUAAUGACAACAACGUAACGUCCUUUGAUUUCAUUGACCUACAAACCAAUGUGAAAUAGUCUAUUGGGGUUGUGGUGUUAUUAGUCCUUUGAAAUUUGAAAUUGGUAAUUGCAAGUUUUUAUA